AUGGCGCAGGGGCCGCCGCACACUGCAUAUGCCCAGGGUGUGGGGCCGCGCAUCCCCCGGGCGCGGGCCGGGCGGGCGCAGCAGGCCGCGGGGCUCCUCCUGGCGCUGAGCGCCGCGGCGCUCUGCCUGGCCGGGCAGCCCCUGGCGCACACCGCGCGCGGACUCACCGCCUACUUCGUGGCGCUCCAGAUCGGGGCAGUGCUCAAGGGCACCUGCUACUUCGCCGAGGAGAUUUUCCACCUGGAGGCCAGGUACCGCGGCAGCCUCUCGCGGGCCCUCAGCGCCUGCCUGCACGUGCGCUGGCACGCCACGCUGCUCGUCGUGAGCGGGCUGGCCCAUGCGGCCCUCCUGGACGGGGACGGGCACUCCCUUGGCCUGCACUUCAUCCUUGCCUGCUGCUGCCAGCUCCUCUUCCUCGCGCUCGGGCUCCACAAGCCCUCAGCUGUGGAAAUAUCCGAGAUGUCUGAGCGGUCCAAGCAGAACGUUGCUCAUGGGCUCGCCUGGUCUUAUUAUGUUGGGUACCUAAAAAUAGUUCUGCCACGCCUGAAAGAGUCAAUGGAGAAAUUCAGCAGAGCCAACCCCAAUGUGCUGGCGCACAGGGAGACCUGGAAGCUCCACAUUUUAGUCCCUCUGAGCUGCGACAUCUGUGAUGAUCUGGAGAAAGCUGACAGCAACAUCCAGUACCUGAUGGACCUCCCAGAAACAACCCUGACCCGAGCUGGCACAAAAAGAAGGGUCUACAAGCACAGCCUCUACGUAAUCAGGGAUGAAGACAAGCUCAGGACGUGUGCGGUGGAGUUCGCCACCCCUCUGCAGUCUCUCUACGCCAUGUCCCAGGACGAGGCUGCUGCCUUCAGCCGAGAGGACCGCGUAGAGCAGGCCAAGCUUUUCUACAGGACCUUGGAGGAGAUUCUGCAAGGUGCCAAGGAGUGUGUGGGCACCUACCGCCUCAUUGCAUACGAGGAGUCGGAGGAAGCUGAGCCCCACUUCUUGUCGCGUGCGCUCCUGCAGCACCUCCAGCAGCAGCGUCAGGAGGAGUACGCGGUGUGUCCCGACACCCUCUGCUCCGCAGAGCUCAGCCUCCAGAUCAGUGAGUCGGACCUGCCGCAGCCGCUGCGGAGCGACUGCCCCUGAGCCCUGCUCUGCAGCCCCGGGCCUUUGCGCCUCCUUCUGCCAGCCUCAGC
Messenger RNA from Nothoprocta perdicaria, 1184 nucleotides. RefSeq names its product transmembrane protein 173 (gene STING1). Gene Ontology annotation, cellular component: endoplasmic reticulum membrane; autophagosome. The transcript has 6 exons. Gene Ontology annotation, molecular function: cyclic-di-GMP binding; 2',3'-cyclic GMP-AMP binding. NCBI's taxonomy places the organism in Eukaryota, Metazoa, Chordata, Aves, Tinamiformes, Tinamidae. The record is from RefSeq and is a predicted model, not a curated record. Gene Ontology annotation, biological process: positive regulation of type I interferon production; defense response to virus; autophagosome assembly. Bases 1 to 1134 code for a protein of 377 amino acids.